Molecule: messenger RNA, 3701 nt
Organism: Carya illinoinensis
Lineage: Eukaryota; Viridiplantae; Streptophyta; Magnoliopsida; Fagales; Juglandaceae
Exons: 8
Coding region: 2874-3701 (275 amino acids)
Source: RefSeq, a predicted model, not a curated record
AAUAAAAACCACAGUGUUACUUUCGUCGGGAUCAAGUAAGGGCGCCAAGCAAGAUAACCUAUUAUUUUUCCCAUGUUUGGACGCGCGAGGACCCAUCUGCUAUUCCAGUACCCAUUUCACCAACAGACUCCGGCCACCUUAAUUGCAUGCAAGCAACUUUCCGUUCCCAGUGUUCUCUCACGGUGCCAACUCCGUCGUCCUUGCAACCGUCCCAUUUUCUGAUUCCCAAUUUUUGGCCUUCUCUCUCGGCAACCCUAGUGGUCACACAGCUGGCUCUCUACUUGAAAUCUCCACGUAUCGGUACCCUCCAUUUUUAGAAUCCCUUACAAAUUGAAGCUCCGUCCCUGGAUUUCGGAAAAUUUCUCAGAUUUUGGGCAGAUUUGUAUGGCAUCCUGAGGCAACAGGAUAUUCCAAAUGUGAGAUUUUGAUACAAAAUCUCUGACCGUUCAAACCAAUGCAGAAUUGUUUCCAAAUCGAAGCCAAGUUCGUACAGGCCAGUAUAUAUUCCUAGUGACUUCGUCAAAAGCAUGCCCAUGUGACCAACUUAUCAAGACUCAAGGCUUAUACAAUGACAUAUAAAUUUUCUGUGCAUCAAUAUAUCAAUCCUUACCUUAUAUUAUGACCUGCAUAGCAUGAUCAAGCUGGUCGUACUGUGUACAUAUAGACGAAGCUGAAGAACUUCCCACUCUGUUUCUGCACUUGAACUCAGUUGCUCUUGUCUUCCCUACGCGGUUGGACUUUUUGUAGCAACACUGCCAACAGCCACUUGGUAAGAGUACACAAAUUUCUGCUUUGAAGUUAAAAGGUUCAAGGUAAGUUCAGAAGGUAUUUCUUAUUAACUUUCUUCAUUAACGCUAUUCUUGAAGACUGGUGUGUUGGUUUGUUCUUCUAUAGACUUGUCUCUAGCCUUUCAUUUUUCUGGACAACAUUUUUGUAUUGUUGUCCUUCUUAUUACUGGUUUCCCGUUGGCUUUCUUCUUUUUCUUGUUUUAUAAGAUUCAUGCUGAGAUUUUCUAAUGGGUGGGAAGUUGGGGAUUGAGAGGGGAGUAGUGAUUUCUGUUAGCUGGGAUGUAUUCGGGAAGAAAGCAUAUAUUCAGAAAUUUUUUCCUGCUGAGUUAUGUGGGAUAAGGAAAUAAAGAGUUGUCCAUUAAAUGGAGAGUGAAAUGCUUGAGUACAGAGUUUUGAAAAAGGUUCAAAAAAUUGACUACAUGGUGUGACUUAACCAAACCUAAAGGAAAAUCUGCAUGCUGAGAUUUUGGAGACUGCAUUGCACUCCAUAUAUCUUAACCAAAUCUGUUUCAUAGUCAAGUAAGAAUACCAGAGAAUUGAAAUCCUGAUAAUUAUGGUACAUUAAAUAUCUUGAACCUUAUCCUUCGUUGAAUUGAUGAUGGUUACUAUAUUGGGCAGGUCAUGCUGCAUGUUGUUAACCAGCCAUUCAAUACAAACAGCUAGUUCAGAAGUUCUCUAUCCAUUGGGUGAUCAAUCCUCGUAAGGUGGGGUGUUACCAACAGCAGCAUUGGUCCAGUACAAGAAAAAAUAGGAGGUAAACUAAUUUCCGUAUGUUAGGUUGAGAUUAUUAAACUGCAUGGUAAGUGAGAAAGUGCAGAUGGAGGACCAAUAAUAUUGCAUGCCUAACUCCAAACUGCAAAAUAACAUGUUAGAAAAUUAAUUUCGAGGGAAGUUGUUAAGAGUAUUAGUUUUGUUAUAAUACUCACGUAUUCUGCUGUAUGGGGUCUUUGGAAAAUGACCCCAUACAUGGUGUAACAUUAAAGGCUGUUGGUUUGUCUGAAGAGUUGUCUUAAGUAAUUAUAUUAAGACAGGGAAACAAUGGUUAGGACUUGUUUUUUGUUUUCUAAAAAAUCUAAAGCUUUAGUUGCUUUUGCUCUACUAUUAUUUGCAUAGGUUGAUAAAUUGGACAGCAUGGUGUUUGAUUGGCAGUGUUUUACUCCCAAUAAAUUAGAUUUUGAUUAAGAUUUUUGACAUUGGCCACUCAUCUAGGUGGAAUGAUAUUCAAGGGGUGAACUGUUAUAUGGAACAAUUUAAAAUAUGUUUUGUGUAGAGCUAUCUAAAUGACAUGAGUAGCCGAUUUAGACAUAUUACAAAAUUCAAGUUUUGGGUUUAUCUUUUCUUCUUGCCUAAUAUAUAUUAAUCCUGCACUUGCAUGCAGUGUUUUUGAUGUCCUUAAUAUUACAGAAAAGUAAACUUUCUGUAUAACAUCAAUGUGGGACAGAAUUUGCACAGUAGGGUUAUUUAUAUUUAUUGCUUGAUAUUUUGAUACAUGAACUGACUUAGUCACCUAAAGGGAGGUAAUGUAAUACAGCCCUUUAGGCUGUAGAUAAUUUUAUGAUUUGGUUGUCACCUAAUAUGAAGAUAAAGUUGGCUUACUAGAUGGAACAAAGUGGGAGAGGAAGGGGUAGAGGAGUUCGACACUUUAAAAGACGACGUGGACCUUAUUCAAGAGGCCGACCGCGGCCUCCACUUAUUUGCUGAUGGAGUCAGCGAGAGAGUCAAGGUGAGAGCUCCGAUGAGUCAACACAACCACCCUCCGUAGAAAGAAAUACUGUCAACGCCAAUCCAAUACCAACAGCGGACACAAAUAGAGACAAUAUUUCAAGUUGGAGUCAGCGAGAGGGUCAACACGAGAGAUUAGAUGAGUCAACACAACCACCCUCCGUAGAAAGAAAUGAUGUCAAUGCCAAUCCAAUUCCAACAACUGACACCAAUAGAGACAAUAUUUGGCGAUGGAGUCAACGAAAGGGUCAAGGCGAGAGCUAUGAUGAGGCAACACAGCUACCAUCCGUAUUCAUAAAUAAUGUGAACACCAAUCCAAUACCAACAGCGGACACUAAUAGAGACCCAAUUUGGCGAUGGUUAAUGCGAGAGGUUAAUGGGGAAAUGCAUGAUGAGUCAACACAGCCACCAUCCAUAGAAAGAUAUCCUGUCUACACCCCUCCAAUUCCGACAUCAGACACUAAUAGAGACAAUAUUUGGCGAUGGAGUCAACGAGAGGGUCAAGGUGAGAGCUAUGAUGAGUCAACACAGCCACCGAUCGUUCAAAUAAAUAUUCCAAGAACCAAUCCGAUUCUGGGAGCCAUUUCAACUAGAGAUAAUAUUGAGGAGGAAGCAAUGGUUCCCGACACAAACGUUGGUCAGCAGAAACGUGGACGUGGGCCCGCUAAGUGUACCGAGUUCGAUAAAUUGAGGAGGCAUGGGAAAGUACCCUUGAAAAUAAAUGAUGGGGAAACAGCACCUUGCUGUGAGAAUGCCUCAUUCUUUACAACACGAGUAACGUGGAUUUUAAAACAUCAUGCGGACAUGAGCUUCGCGAGGUGGACGGAUGUACCCAAGUCCGUUAAGGAUGAGUUGAUUGACAGGGUCAGGGGUGACUUUGAAUUAGAUUGGGAACUUAAGAACCAUCAGUUAGCAGUUUGGAAGCAGCUGCGUAAGAGAUUUAACGCCUUCCACCAUGAGCUUUACAAGAAGUAUUUGGCAUAUGCGAGCCAUGAGGAAGCAUUGGCCGGUGGGACAAGCUUGGUCUCGCCCUUGGUAUGGGUUAAGCUAUGUGGCCGAUGGGGAAGUGACCACUUCAAGGUUCAUUCAAUAAUUUACCUUAACUUGCCAUUUAUUGAAAUGUAUACAGCCAUUGAACGUAAAAGGGUUAUUGGAAUGCAGGAGGAUGAGACCCACAUAGCAAUUUCAUAG